Molecule: messenger RNA, 1660 nt
Organism: Hymenoscyphus albidus
Lineage: Eukaryota; Fungi; Ascomycota; Leotiomycetes; Helotiales; Helotiaceae
Source: the annotation of a GenBank genome assembly
UGAAUAUUUCACAAACUAACUCGUCUCUUCACAACUUAUAUAAAAUCUUCCGAUUACCUCUCUUCUGAAAUCCUGCAUCUGGGAGAGACGAAAAUGAAAGUCGGAUCAUGAUGGAGUACAUGAUCAGAUUCACCCAAGUCCAUGAGACGUUCAGGGUGCCUGAAAUAAAAGCCCUCGCGGUGCUCAGAGGAAUUGACAUGGAAAUUCUCUCUUACAGUCCAAGUGUGAGUAAGACGUCACUUUCACGUCCUUGAUAUUCGACUCACACGUUGUAGUCACCAUUUUGUGUCGUGAAAUUACCCUCCGCAGAGGCUGCUGCACAACUCGUCAAGAGGAGCAUUCUAGUGAAAGCGGCUUAUGAGCUUUGGGGCAGUGGAUCCAGUUAUGAGGACCUUCAUGAUAAUGUUCGAGGUCACUCGGAGCAUCUCUGGCCACUUUAUAAGAAAAAUACAUUCAGAUUUAGUGUCGAUUCAUUUCAAGGGACUAGAUCCACUACGGAGCAGAAAAAGCUGAUUGAAGGCUUCCGAUUCUUAGGAUUCGAAGGGCCCAUCAGGAUGAAGGGUGCAGAGCAGGAGUUCUGCCUCUUGGAAGAAUGGCAAUUUAAUUGUGCUAAGCUUGGAGUAUACGAGCCUCAAUCUGUUCACCUUGGUCGAUUCAUCUGUGGAAGUGAUCGAGAUUCCAUCAACAAGUACGAUUUGAAGAAGAGAAAAUAUAUCUGUACCACAUCCAUGGAUGCGGAACUUGCUCUGAUCACAGCCAAUAUCACUCUGGCAGACACAGGGAAGCUUUUCUAUGAUCCCUUUGUCGGCUCGGGUAGUUUCCCGGUGGCAUGUGCACAUUUUGGUGCUUUGGCUUUCGGAAGUGAUAUCGAUGGGCGAAGCAUCAGAGGAAAGGGGAAGUCUAAACCCAAUUUACUAUCAAACUUUGUUCAAUAUGGCAUUACCGAUCAAUUUGGCGAUAGCUUCGUUGCUGAUCUGACCAAUACUCCCUUACGAAAAGCAAGGCUUUUCGAUGGGAUUGUAUGUGAUCCUCCUUAUGGUGUUCGUGAGGGCUUGAAGGUUCUGGGAAGUAGAGAUCCGACGAAAGGAAAAGAGCCAAUAAUCAGAGAUGGGAUAGCUCACCAUCAGUAAGUUGCCAGAUGUGGUCCGCUUUUACAUACUAAUCGUUAAAUAGAAUGGAUUCAUACGUACCUCCCAAAAAACCAUAUAGUUUUCUUGCUAUGCUUGAUGACAUAUUGGAAUUUGCUUCCGUGUCACUUGUUGAUAAUGGCCGAUUGUCAUUUUGGAUGCCCACAUCAAACGACGAAGAUCAAGAGAUAAAGGUCCCAGAGCAUCCAUGCCUCGAAAUUGUCAGCAUCUGCACCCAAGACUUUAAUAGAUGUAAGUUACUGCCCAUAUCUACACUCCAAAUUUCGAGCUAAUCUUCACAAGGGUCGAGGAAACUCAUUACCUACAGAAGAAUACCUGACUCAAAAGUUGUACAUACCGUUCGUGAGGAAAGGGUGAAAGAAAACGGAGUCAGUGCUGAUGACCUCAAUCCUUUCAGAAAGGGCUACUUCAAAGGAUUCAAGGCAGCAUUUAGAUGAAAUUGACAAAUCAGGACUUGUUGUCAAAAAUACCCGCCUGGAAUUUGAAAGACCUCAAGCGCUUGUGUGCUCUGA